Molecule: messenger RNA, 603 nt
Organism: Caenorhabditis remanei
Lineage: Eukaryota; Metazoa; Nematoda; Chromadorea; Rhabditida; Rhabditidae
Exons: 4
Coding region: 1-603 (200 amino acids)
Source: RefSeq, a predicted model, not a curated record
AUGCUGAUUCUUAGUUUAUGUACAUUUUUGGCUGUAUUUGUGCCUGUAAACCUUCAACGAAACUUGGAAAAUCAGGAUGAAGAAGAGGAACGACCAAUUAACUACUUUUUCCAAAGAACGAGAAGUUUGAACGGUGGUUAUGCUACCGAUGGCGACCCCAAGAUCAACGAUGAAGUGUAUCGGAUAUUCAUGCUCACCAUUCUUGACGGAUUCAACAUUUUCAAAAUCAAAAUGUACAAUGAUCGUUCCCACAUCUAUCUGACUCGUCGAGACUAUUGGCUUGGUGACCGUUAUUAUUAUUUGGACAACUAUUAUUACCUCCCCACACGGGAUACGUGCGCGUAUCGUAUGAAUGAGACUGAACGACAACAUCUUUUCUACGAGGAGGACAACAUGCCGAUAUUUGAUAUCAUUUAUCAAUGUCAACGAUAUCAAGAAUACUGCUGUGGUCUCAAUUGCUGCAAAAUCGACCAAAUUGGCCGGCAUGAUGAACCACGCAAACCUCCAAAAUACCCCUGGCAGGAUCCAUGGCAUCAUAAUUCCGCAUCAUCUUCACACAUUUUAUCUGCCAUAAUUAUUAUCUCAUUUUCAUUAUUUUUGUAA